AAGUACAUCUUUCUGGCCUGGACCGGCAGAAUGGAAGAGCUCGGGUACCCAGAGGCGGGGUUGACGGGGCCAGAGGUAGCCGUGGCUACCGAGCCCGCGGCGCCCUCCCUUGUGGAUCGAUACUUCACUCGCUGGUAUAAAGCGGAUGUCAAAGGAAAACCCAGUGAGGACCACUGUAUACUACAACACUCCAACCGAAUAUGUGUCAUCACGCUGGCAGGAUCUCACCCCGUUCUUCAAAGUGGCAAAACUAUUAAAAGUAUUUCCUAUCAGAUCAGUACCAACUGUAGCAGACUUCAGAACAAAGUAUCUGGGAAAUUUAAGCGGGGGGCACAGUUUUUAACAGAACUCGCACCUCUGUGUAAGAUUCACUGCUCUGAUGGAGAAGAAUAUACCAUAUCUAGCUGUGUUAGAGGUCGAUUGAUGGAAGUGAAUGAAAAUAUUCUUCAUCAGCCGUCUCUUCUUCAAGAAAAGCCCUCCACUGAAGGCUACAUUGCAGUUGUAUUGCCCAAAUUUGAAGAAAGUAAAAGCAUAACAGAAGGGUUACUAACACAGCAACAGUAUGAAGAAGUCAUAGUAAAAAGAAAUAAUCCUACAGCCACAUCAUGAGCCCUGAGAUGGAGAGACAGCAAAGGAUUCUCACCCUGCUUGGCCUCAACCGUCAGUUCACUGAAGAAAGCAAGUGUAUGUGAAGUAUUCCUCACACAUGGCCACAGGAGAAGCCUAAUCCUUCAUCUAACCUAAUUCCCCUCCUUUGUCUUAACAUCACAAGCCUUGGUCCCCAUUUGUAGUCAAGCUCUAGGAUCUACUUUGCCUAGGUACUUGCUUUGGGUGUUUGCUUGCAUAUGUACAUCAGAAAACAACUUUGAGUUUUUACCUUUUGUUAGACAUGCUCUCAUUGGCUUAGAACUUUGCCAUGAAGUUCCAGGGAGACACCCAUCACCUCUGCCUCCCAUCUUGCAAGGCUAGUAUUACAAGUACACACACCAUACCCAGCUUUUAUAUGGGCCAGAAACCCCAAACUCAGGUCUUCAUGUGUUCAAGGUGUAUUACUUUUCAGUGUCUGUGAUUGAUAAAAUACCAUAACCAAAAGCAACUUCAACAAGUGUUUAUUUGGGUUGUAGUUCUAGAAUACUAGAUGUCCACCCUAGUAGGAAGGAAUGGUAUCAAGAGCAGGACGCUGAGAGAUCACAUCUCCACCAUACACAAAAAGCAGAAAGUAAACUGGAAGUAGGGUAAGGUUAUUAACUGCCCCUAGUCAUGUAAUUCCCCAGCAAGACUUCUUGUACUAAAAGUUCUGCAACCUGGGGACCAACUGCUCAAAUA
This is a messenger RNA of Cricetulus griseus (Chinese hamster), 1326 nucleotides long. Lineage: Eukaryota; Metazoa; Chordata; Mammalia; Rodentia; Cricetidae. The record is from RefSeq and is a predicted model, not a curated record.